AUAAAACACCGACAGCUUGUUUUUCUGCACACAAGAAGACAGAAGUGCGUUGAAGUUUGGAAAGUUUUCCACUUGUUGUUGUUGUUUCUGAAGUUUGACUAACUUUAUUUCUUGGAGCAAAUCUCAGAGAAACAAACAUGAGUCACGUCGACGUGAAGAACCUGAAGCCCUCCACCUUUGAAGACGAACACUACGACAAAUAUGAAUAUUAUAACUUAUCUGAUAAAUACGCAGAAGGCUCAGCCCGUAAAGGCAGGACAAAGAAGGAGGCCAGUGACAACACCAACAGACACAACCCCUCCGGACAUGAGCGCAAGAUUGUGGAGAAGCUCCAAAACACGGAGAAGAAAGCCAAGGAGUGAAUACUGAGGGCGACUCGGACGGCUCAUCCCGGACACCGACCUGCACCACCUGCACGACCUGCACCACCUGCACGAGACAGAACAAACGUAGAGACGACAGGAGGCUCCGACAGGCGAAGGCUUGACGUGAAGAAGAGGAGCCUGCAGCUCCAGAUGUUCACACUGCGGCUCCUUGUUGUCGAGCCCCCCCCCAGGAGGAGGUGCACCUGGUCCACGUUCAGACGUGGGGGGGAUUUCUAUGUUUUUAAUGGCUUUAAAAAGAGUUUUUUACUAUUAAAACUUUUCUCAAAUGA
This is a messenger RNA of Cottoperca gobio, 655 nucleotides long. It is a transcript of the gene nupr1b, whose product is annotated as nuclear protein 1b. Gene Ontology annotation, cellular component: nucleus. The transcript has 3 exons. The record is from RefSeq and is a predicted model, not a curated record. The coding region runs from base 138 to 362 and encodes 74 amino acids. NCBI's taxonomy places the organism in Eukaryota, Metazoa, Chordata, Actinopteri, Perciformes, Bovichtidae. Gene Ontology annotation, biological process: negative regulation of cell cycle; negative regulation of cell population proliferation; regulation of transcription by RNA polymerase II.